Molecule: messenger RNA, 867 nt
Organism: Jatropha curcas
Lineage: Eukaryota; Viridiplantae; Streptophyta; Magnoliopsida; Malpighiales; Euphorbiaceae
Gene: GASA6
Product: Gibberellin-regulated family protein
Source: RefSeq, a predicted model, not a curated record
GAAGGGUAUGUUAGAAAAUAUGAGAAGAACAAGAGUCAAUGGAUGCUUUGAUUAGAAGUUACCAGGAAUUACUACAUUAGGUAAGCCUAAUCUACUUGCCAAGUAGCCUUUCCCAUUGAUCUAUUUAUAGCAUACGCUACACUUGCACUUGGCACUAAGCAAGCAGAGCCCCCGCACCGCACUUACCCGAGCCAAACAAAAAAAAUCCUCUCUUGUUUUCCUGUUUAAGGUCUAAAGAGAGCUUCCAACCUAAAAACAGAAGAAAACAAAAAAAAAAAAGUGUCUAUAAAGAGCUUGCUUCUCAGCGAUGGCGAUGGCGAUGGCUAAGCUUGUCUGUCUGUUGCUUCUGGCCAUCCUUGGCAUUUCCAUGGUUGCAGCUCAGGUCAUGGCAAAUGAUACUCAGUACCACCUUGAUAGUGGGAGAUAUGGACCCGGGAGUCUAAAGAGUUACCAAUGCCCGUCAGAAUGCACAAGGAGAUGUAGCAAGACACAGUACCACAAGCCAUGCAUGUUCUUCUGUCAAAAAUGUUGUACCAAAUGCCUGUGUGUUCCUCCUGGCUUCUAUGGCAACAAAAGCGUGUGCCCUUGCUACAACAACUGGAAGACCAAGCGUGGAGGACCCAAAUGCCCUUAGAAGUAUAAUUUCAGUAAUUAACUUCUUGUAUGCUAAGUAUAUUUUCUCUUGGUCAUUAAUUUAAUGACCGGUUAAUUUCCUAGAAAUUUGAAUUUAAUUACUCUAUGGCUCUAUUGGGCUUUUAUAAUUAUAUAUGUGGUCUUUGUAGACCCCCAACCCCAAGUGAGAAGCCUAGUGGCUAUAUAUUGGUCCUGUUCAUUAAUGCAAUUAUGUACUUUUCUUUAUUCAUAAUA